Molecule: messenger RNA, 1250 nt
Organism: Asparagus officinalis (garden asparagus)
Lineage: Eukaryota; Viridiplantae; Streptophyta; Magnoliopsida; Asparagales; Asparagaceae
Product: S-norcoclaurine synthase 1-like
Exons: 4
Coding region: 58-945 (295 amino acids)
Source: RefSeq, a predicted model, not a curated record
CCGGUUGUCGACGGUGAUGAGAGCCGCACGCUUCCCAUCAUCGAUUUAGAGCUGCUGAUGAAUCCUGAAGUUUGUGAAGAGGAGCGCGCUAAGCUUGACCUCGCUUGUCGCGAAUGGGGCUUCUUUCAGCUAAUUAAUCACGGAGUGCUAGCAGAGGUGAUGGAGAAGGUGAAGGAAGAUGUCGCCAAUUUCUUCAAGCUUCCUUUGGAGGAAAAAGAAGCUUUCAAACAACUACCAAGCGGUGUGGAAGGCUAUGGGAACCUCUUUGUAAUUUCAGAAGAGCAGAAAUUAGACUGGAAAGACAUACUUGUAUGCUAUACCCAGCCACAAACAAAGCGGAACAUGAGAUUCUGGCCUACGAAUCCUCCAACAUUCAGGGAGACUGUUGAUAAUUACUCUAGCGCAUUGAAGGGAGUAUCAACUUCUCUAUUAGGAUCACUGUCUCACUGCCUGGGACUUGAAUCUCAACAUCUAAUCAAUGUUUUUGGAGAGCAAGUACAGGCUAUGCAAUUCAACUACUAUCCGCCAUGUCCGAAAGCUAACAAAGUUUUGGGCCAUUCUCCUCACUCUGAUGGCACUGGGUUAACAAUUCUAUUGCAAGCAAACAAUGUUUCAGGUUUACAAAUUAAGAAGAGUGGUAAAUGGUUCACUGUUGAACCGUUACCGGGAGCUUUUGUUGUUAAUGUUGGUGAUCUUCUUGAGAUAUUUAGCAAUGGGAGAUACAAGAGCGUGGAGCACAGGGCGACGAUAAACCCUGAAAAUGCCCGUAUCUCAGUAGCAGCAUUUCACACGCCAGCAUGCAAAAUCAUCGGUCCUCUUCCCGAGCUCUUAAAGGGAGGUGAAGAAUUAUACAAGACCACGAGUGUAGAUGACUUUGAAAGGGGAUAUUUUGCAGCAAAACUCAAUGGAAAGAGCCAUUUAGAGUGCAUGAAGAUAUCAAAAUGAAGAAUUCAUGUCUUUAUUUUAUGUUUCCCUAGCAUUUUCUUUUAAUAAAUAGAUUUGCAUUCACGCACGAACACAGGUUAGCAACAAUCCGAUCCAAAGUGUGCUUUUGGUUAAAAAAAAUGUCACUAGUCAAAAAUAAAGUGUUCAUGUACAUUAGAUGUAGUCUAAACCUUCAUGUUUUGCAUUGUGUUCUCUGUCAAUUCUCAUGUUAAGGAAGAUGGAAAUAUAUUUCCAAGUUACCAUGAUUUUGUUGAAUCUACUUUUGGGACAUUUAGUAUCUAAAUGGACUAAGUGCAGUCUGUACU